UCGGCUUAGGCACAGGCCUGAAAAAAUUAAGCGGUUCUGUUCCCCUGCUCUUGAGGAGUAAAAAGAGAGAGAUAAAAAGAACUCGCUGUCGGUUUGAGGUUAUUAAAAAAGGCGUGUCCUCUGCGCUGUCCGAAAAAUGAAAAAUCUAAAUGUGCUGGACACGAUCCUAAAUCGUGCAAGAAAAUAUGAAGAAGAAGGACCAGCUCGAAAUUUUCACGUGCUCCUCCACCGGAUGGAUCCAACUAAUAGAAUCAACAAGAAUGUGAGGCUCGUCAUCAGAACCUGAAAUGAAGCAGAUCUAGAUCUAAAUCGAAAAUUGUGUUUCUGCGGCCGCAUGAACAAAGGUUCGUGAAAAAUUUCGAGCUUUUUAACACGAAGAGCAAGGAAGCGUUGCGGAAAAUAAGGUCGCAACUACAAACAUGUGAAGCAGAUUCUGCUAAAAUAAACCUAGUAUAAUUGUGAAGAUUCUUUCUCUCUCACCCAGAAAUCGAAAUUCUCACCCAAUUCUCCAUUCAACUCAAACCACAACCAAACCAGGGUCCGCUCCAGCUCAAUGUAAGCUUUUGUCUCGUAAAAGUUUCCAUCAGAAACUGGACGAAGUCAGCUCAUUCCGCCGAAAGGAAAAAAAAACAAACCGUCAAAAUGGAUCAGCAAAACCGUAAGUUCGAAGACAUCCAGAAGAUGUUGGUGUGCCGCACCCAUCUGGUAUCCACAGUAAAUUUCCCGUACACUCGUACAAAUGCUGUCCCUGCAUGACAAAACUCGACUCCGGAUUAUGGUUUAGCAUGACAAGUAUCAGGCUGCAAAUUGGUAAAUUCUGUGAUGCAUUUUGUACAAUGUACGGAAAAUUUGUAUUGCAUAGCUGGGAACACUGAACGUGGACCACCGCAUGAAGCGCUACGUCUUCCGCCGCACCCAGGACGGCAUCCACUUUAUGAGAGCCUCAGGUUGGAAAUCCUCAAAGUGGAAAUAAUUUGUAAUGCAAAAGAACGAAUCCAGUUGAAGUGCCAUUUCUAGUCGGCGCAUGACAAAUUUUCCGGGCACUCAAAGCAUGUCUGUCAUGCUAGACAGGCAAAGGGGUGCCCUUCUCUCGUGCUAAUCAGCAGCCCAAUUAUGAACCCCUAGCAGGACAAUAGUCGGUCUCCAUUGUGUCCUCUGCAAUGCACUCAUUUCUGCCUUGCAUUUCAUGCAUCACAAAUUAUUUCCACUUUGAGGAUUUCCAUUCUGAGGCUUUCAUACACUUGUUGGACCUGGGAAAAACCUGGGAGAAGGUGAUGGUGGCGGCCCGCGUCAUCGUCGCCAUCGAGAACCCCGAGGACAUCAUGGUCAUCUCCCAGCGUCCCUAUGGUAUAGGAUUUUAUUUGGGUUUUCUUUUUACUCGUAAUAAUACGCAUUACAGGAUUAUUUUUCGUAGCAGAAAUCGCAUGACAAGUUCGAAGAGUUUAAAGAGAAAAUGAAUUUGUGAUGCUAAACAAGGCAGGAAAAAGGACAUUUGUAAUGCCAAAUCGCAUAUAAUAAUACACAGGUUCCCGCGCGGUGUUGAAGUUCUCCCAGCACGUUGGCUCCGUUGCCCACCCCGGUCGCUGGACCCCGGGUACGCUGACGAACUACAUCACCAAAAAGUUCGCCGAGCCGCGUCUCCUGAUCGUCACCGAUCCGCGCACCGAUUCCCAGGCUGUCUUGGAGGCUUCCUAUGCCAACAUCCCGGUAUUUUGAUGCUAUAGAGAUUUUUUUUUGGAUUGGUUUGUUUUUCUUUCUCUGUGUAAGAAGAAGUAUUGCAUGACAGAGCGAGUGGCCGCUGAGUAGGGAAGAAUCUGUGCAAGAAGAGAAAUUUAGAAGUCGGUGUAGUUGUAUGCUGGUGCAUUUGUAUUGCUCGACAUCAGCGUGAGGAGGCGGACAAUAGCAGCGCACGCGUUAUGAUGAUUGGAUCACUUGGGACACCUUCUGAACCCCCGGGUCUACUUGUUGAAUCCGGGGGUAAUGUGAAAACUAUUGUGACCGCCCCAGUCUGAUCUUGUGACGCUGAUAAAUUCUCGCGAUCACAAUUUCAUGCGCGUGCUGUCAUCUGCAGAUUUAGAUAAUUCCUACUGCAAAUACUCUUGUUUCAAAGCAUGUCUCCUUAUCAUGAUGAUUGGAUCACUUGGGACACCUUCUGAACUAAGCUUUCGCAAGCAAGAAGUUUAGUAAUGUGAACAACUACGUGACCGCCCCAGUCUGACUCUUCUAAAAGCACAAUCUUUAUUCCAACUCGAUGUCAAAAAAGACGUGCUCGGUUAUUUCAUCAUGACAAGCGUGGGCAGCAGCUCUCCUCUGUCUUGGUCUUUGAGUUUGACUUCUCUUGCCGCGUGACUACAACAGUAGUACCUAGGCGAUCGCUACAACUUCCCGGUAUGUCAUACAGAGCUGCACUUCUGUGUCCAACACACAAUAUCAUCUUUCCGUCAAAAACAACAAAACGGAAACACUGACUCUCCGCUGGAAAGACACGCUUGUGACACUGACUCUCCGCUGGAAGUCAUCCUGACUGAACAGGAAAGACUGCUGAAACUGGAACAGGCCAGUUGGAACAUGUCCGGAACAGGCCAGUCAGCGAACAGGCCAGUCAGCGAACAGGCCAGUCAGCGAACAGGAAAGACUGCUCAUCCUGACUGAACAGGAAAGACUGUCUGUUCCAGUUCUCAUCAUGAAGUCACAGGAAAGACACUCUGUGUGGCGGAAGUCACAGUGACUGACUCACAGCCAUCAUCUGAAAAAGUGUUAACGUUAACGGUUUCCACAGAUGGCAGUCAUGCAUUACAAGUCUUGCCUUCCAUGCAUGCUACGCAAUACAAAUUUUAUAUCAUCUUUCCGUCAAAAAAAAACAACAGGUCAUCGCGCUGUGUGACACGGACUCCCCGCUGGAGCACAUCGACCUGGCCAUUCCGUGCAACAACAAGGGUAAGGAAUCCAUCGCCCUCAUCUUCUACCUCCUCGCCCGUGAGGUCUUGUACCUGCGUCGCGGCGCCCUGAACCGUGGACAGGAGUUAUGAAUUGCAAGAAUGUCUGAGUCUGGAAGAUUGCAACUUGUGAUGCUGUCUCUGGAUAAUUCCAAAAAAGUCUGUAUUGCAUGACCAGCAAAAGGAGUCCAGUUUGUGCUACGCGGAGAGGGCAUUUCUCAUGCGGAAUACGCACCAGAAAGCCAUCUCAAAAUCUGUGAUGCUAGGCCAUGCAUUACAGACGUAACGUGUCAUGCAGAAUAUGCAUGGGAAACCUGUCACUCUUCCAGACCCAGACAUAUUUGCACUUGAUAGGAGUGGGACGUUAUGGUGGACUCCUUCUUCUGGCGUGACCCGGAUGAGAUUGCCGAGAAGGAAGAGGAGACGACCAAGUGGUAUAGCUAGAAUUGCAUUACAAAUCUUUUUCGUAAGGUAGAUCCGCAUUACAAAUUUCAUAGCCGUUUGUAAUCUCGGUUUUGAGUCCUGUUAGCAUUCAAUCUGUCAUAUGUCCUGGUGCACGAGUUCUUCACACUGGUCUGAGUUGUCUUGUUUGUUUCUGUCAAGAACAAAUGCGUGAAGAUCAAGAUAAACAGUCGUCAACAUGAUCAAAACUACCCAAACUACAGGCAAGAGGAGACCGCCGCUCAGGGCCAAUUCGGUGACAACUUCCAGGCGCAGACUGGAGGAAACUGGGAUGACAACUGGGAAACCACCAACGCCAACCAGGAUGGUGACUGGGGUGCGACCAACACCGCCGAGGGCUGGUAAGCAAUUCUGUGCAUUUCAUAAUGCAAUACAGAAAUGAUGAACCAGUUCUCGUUCUUCCCACUGCGCAGUUUAGGGCAUUACUAGCUGUGUACCACGGAGAACGAAACUUUGUUUGCGGAUACUGAGAUUUAAGAGGACGUCUUCCAGGGGGCGUUCUGAAAGAUCACAUUAUCCAGAUGAAGUCUACACAUAUUUUUCAGAACUGAAAAACGGUUUUACGGAACAAUAUUACUACUACUUCUAAAGACACAAAAAAAAACUUGACGGUUUGAUUUUGAAAAUCAAGUACUUAUAAUGAUUUGCGUUUUGACGACGUCUCUGCACUAAAAACUUGCUGAUUCAGGUGCAGCUGACGCUCCGCAAAUUUGUAAUUUACAUGUACUUGAAAUAUUUUCUUUUCAUGAUCUUAAAGCUAUUACUCUAUUCAAAUUGUGCACUUCUAAAGUCGAUCAUCUACUACGUUUUUCUUCUCGACGGGCUACCAGUGAGAUUUGGUAGACAGGAAAACUGAACUGGAAUUGUGAUGCAAGGUCGCAUCAUCCGCUAAUGGUGAACCUUUGGACAGCACAUGGAUAGAUGAUUUAAGAUUUCGGCAGAGCUCGACACAGAAAAAAAAAUUUCCUCCGAAGCGAGGAGGCGCAGCACCAGCUCAGAAGGCAGAGCUUCUGACUGGUUGCUUGGGUUGCGCUUCGAAUCGCACUAGUCCGAC
Amoebophrya sp. A120 is the source of this 4452-nucleotide messenger RNA. NCBI's taxonomy places the organism in Eukaryota, Dinophyceae, Syndiniales, Amoebophryaceae. The record is from the annotation of a GenBank genome assembly.